Molecule: messenger RNA, 1629 nt
Organism: Babesia ovata
Lineage: Eukaryota; Apicomplexa; Aconoidasida; Piroplasmida; Babesiidae
Product: 3 -5 exonuclease domain containing protein, putative
Exons: 5
Coding region: 1-1629 (542 amino acids)
Source: RefSeq, a predicted model, not a curated record
AUGGUGGAGGUGCUUCCGCAGCUCUGUGCAAUCGGAGAUCGACAUACUCUGGUAGCGAAUGUCGUCUUUCACUUCGUUGGCUCCAGCAACGUCCCAAGUGAGCGCAUGUCAAGGUAUUUCAAGCACGGCUAUCUGCAGGCGUUGAACUAUGUGUACUCGGACCGGAGCUUCAAAGAGCCUCCUCUGGCAUUUUCCUCGGUGCAGCAUGCGCGCGAGAUCAUCUUCUCGCCACUCAACCGGCGGUUGGUGCGGGAGGUGAGUCCUGCCAUGCGGCCGCAGCCGCUUGAGGACCUCGCUGGCAACGUUGAAGCUGCGCUUUACAGAUUUGCAAUGUACAAUACCCGUGCCAAGGAAUACGUUUGCGUCAAUGGCCUAUUCCGCGCGGUUGGAGCACGGGAGUUUUCACGGACGGUGAGGCUGUUGCGCCUUCACCACAAACUGCUUGACACUUUGGAAGCCAGUACUAUCAACGAAUACUUCGUGGAUACGUUUGCCGACGCGUCGGAGAUCGCUCAGCUUGAGGCCGUCGAUAUGGCGUUGACGCUGCUACAGCAGCAGGGUCACCCGGAUCUAUAUGCACCUUUUGUAGCUGGAUCAUGGCGUGCUGCGGACGUGCUACAGCAAGUUGUAGAGUCGGAGUCGAAGACGGCGUUGGAGCAGUUCUUCGCUUCGGCACCUCAGUCUACGAUCUCCCAAGCGUGUGACAUGCUGCGUUCGACCGACAUUAAGACAGGGUUGCUUAGGUUUCCUUGGGGUUAUGUGGAGUCGCAGAACCUUAUCAUGCGCCGUAAUGAGGACACUGCCGCUAUCACCGGAAAGACGCUGGAGGAUGGCAACGACGUAAAACUAGAAGACAACGAUGAGGAAAUAGAAGAAUUCAGGGAGUACACCAAUCUCCCUCAUACUGUGGAUACUGUGGCUGAUGUCAUACACAUGUUGAAGUCGUUGAAGCGAUAUGCACAGCAGCAUGCGGAGACUCGAGACGGGUUGGUGUCGGUUCACAUUGAACGUGACGCUGUUGCAUUCGCGACCCCUAGAUCGACUUUCAUUGUGGACCUUUUAGUCAGCGACCCCCUGUAUCAGUCUACCUUGUUCCAGCUGCUGGCUUGGCUGUGGUCCAACAGCGGUUUGGUGAAGAUCGGACACAACCUGCUGCCGAAGGUCGCAAAACUCGCGUCACAGUUCGACCGUCCGUUCACGGCAUACGUGAACAUGGUGGAUCUGAGGAACCAGCGCUCCAGCACUGGUCCUCAGAUUGGCGACGAGGCGGUCACCAGGUUCAAGCCAUCAGGUGAUCCUAUUAGACGUCUCUUUAACGUAUAUGCAGGCAUAUCACGCACGCUUAAGGGUCUGCUUCAGGAGUACAAUAUUGCAGUGCCUCAUUUUGACAGACAGUGGAGCGCGGAGCAGCGUCCAAUAUGCCCCUCAAGGGCCCGCUACAUGGAGCAGAUGGCGACGAGUAUGCUGAGUAUUGAGGAACAGCUGAGGGACGAUGGGUGGAUGCCAACGGAUUUCUGUGACCUGAGUUCGUAUGACAACGGUAAGUUGGUAGCCGGGGGUAUCUUUAAACAUGAAAUAGAGCGUGCGUGCGAGGAGCUUGAGCAGCGCAUCGAAAAUGCGCUGCUGUGA